Cladophialophora immunda is the source of this 1158-nucleotide messenger RNA. RefSeq lists its product as uncharacterized. NCBI's taxonomy places the organism in Eukaryota, Fungi, Ascomycota, Eurotiomycetes, Chaetothyriales, Herpotrichiellaceae. The coding region runs from base 1 to 1158 and encodes 385 amino acids. The transcript has a single exon. The record is from RefSeq and is a predicted model, not a curated record.
AUGGCAGUCACUGUUCACGGUCAUUGUCAAGAAAGAUUCGAAGCCGUCCGUCGACUUCUGCAGAACUAUGUCGAGUCUGGUGAAGAAUUGGGCGCGUCGAUUGUCGUCAACGUCGAUGGUGAUGACGUCCUUGAUCUCUGGGGAGGUUUUACGACCCGCGACCAUUCGAAGCCGUGGGAACGCGACACGAUAGUUAAUGUCUUUUCAAUGACCAAGACGACCUUGUCGUUUGCUUUACUUCUCCUGGCGGACCGAAAGCAGCUGAAGUUGACCGACAAGGUGGCCAAGUAUUGGCCUGAGUUUGCUGCGAAUGGGAAGCAAAAUAUCGAGAUACGGCACAUCAUGUCCCAUACCUCUGGUCUCUCAGGAUGGGAUCAGCCGUUAGUGAUCGAGGAUCUGGUCAACGUACCCAAGCUCUCAGCUCUCCUCGCCCAACAGCAACCGUGGUGGGAGCCAGGCACGGCAUCGGGAUAUCAAUCACUGUCGUCUGGGUACUUGAUUGGGGAAGUUGUGCGACGAGUCUCUGGCAAAAGUCUCAAACAGUUCAUUGCAGAAGAUAUAUCGGCCCCGCUUGGAGCGGACUUUCAGCUGGGGUGUCAAGAACGGGAUGAGCCACGCAGGAGCGACAUAUUUCCGCCUCCAAUGCAGUUUCCGCCGAUCGAGCCUAGUUCAAUCAUGGCCAAAACAUUGUCUAAUCCUGCGAUGGAGAUAGACUUUGCCAAUAGCCUAGAGUUCAGAAAGGCCGAAAUUGGGUCUGGCAAUGGUCACACAAACGCAAGGGGCAUAAAUCGAAUCAUGUCUGUCAUUUCGAGACACGGCCGCGCCCAGGAUGGUCAGGAAUUCCUGUCUGAAACCACCAUCAAUCAGGUCUUCCAGGUUCAGGCGGACGGAACUGACCAGGUAUUGAACUUCGGGGCCCCCAUUCGCUGGGGUACGGGCUUCGCUCUACCCUCGGCGGGUACAUGGAUCGAUUGGAUUCCCUCGGGAAGAAUCUGCACCUGGGGUGGAUUUGGCGGCUCAAUCGUGAUUAUGGAUCUGGAGCGUAAAAUCACCAUUUCAUAUGCCAUGAAUAACUUGGAGGUGACGUUCUUGGGGUCGGUGCGCACAAAGGCAUAUGUGACAGCUAUAUAUGACGCGCUCGAGACAUCCAAGGUCUGA